UUAACGACUAAACGAGACGGAUCUAAAAUCCUUAGUUAAAUUAAAGAAUUUACGAAUAAAAAUUAUAAAAAUAUAUAAAAUAAUAAACGAAACAUAUUUACGAGAUGAAAUUGCAAAUAUUUGCAAUAAUUGCGGCGCUUGCCGCCGUUAAUGGCGGGAUUCUUCAGAAUCCAUGCACGCAAUCCGGGUACUUUGCGUUCAUCGAUAAUAUGCCAACGUUUUAUAGUUGCUCUUUGAAUGAUGACGGUUCUUACGCGAUUCAAUAUUUAUCCUGUUCAAAUGGAUACGUUUUCAGUCAAAGCGCUAGUAAUUGUGUUUUAAAAGAUCAAGCAAACGUUGUCGAUACUACAGUUUCCUCAACAAGCACUACUGAAGUGCCCUUAACAAGUACUGCCGCAGCUACAAGUACUACACGUGGAGAGCCAGUUACAACUGGAGAACCUUCAAGUUCGGAGGUACCCAUUGUUUCGAGCACACAAGAUGUACCAGUAUCUACAACUCUAAAACCCACCGAAAAACCAAUUACCACCACUGUACAACCCUACACUAAUGAAGUAGUAAGUACCACAAUUGAAGAACCGCGCACUACUCAAGAGUCGACAAGUACGGAUAAGCCUGACGAGAAUUCGACCAUUACUGAUGGACCUACUACGGUUACAGAAGAAACAACGUUAGCAACAGAAACUACACAAGCCACAAGAACUACUGAAGAAUCAAUCGUUACCGAAGAUCCAACAGAAAGCACUUCAUCCAUUCCAAGUGUCACAACUUUAACACCAGAAUCUACUGCAGUGCCAGAUGCACCAAGCACUACUGAAGAAACAACUGUUACCGGAGAUAAGACCACAACGGAAGGAUCAGAUACUACAGCAGCACCCGAGGAAAAUGAAACAACUGUAAUUACAGAAUCCACCGAUGUUCCAGAUGCACCAAGCACUACUGAAGACCCUGCAGACAAUACUACAAGAGAAGGAUCAGGUAGCACAGAAGCACCCGAGGAAAAAGAGACAACGGUAACUACAGAAUCUAAUGAACUUCCAGAAGAACCAAGUACUACUGAAGAACCUGAAGAUAGUACCACAACGGAAGGAUCAGGUAGCACAGAAGAGCCCGAAGAAAAUGAGACAACUGUAGCUACAGAAUCUACUGAUGUUCCAGAGGCACCAAGUACUACUGAGGAGCCUGAAGAUAAUACCACAACAGAAGGAUCAGGUUCUACAGAAGCACCCGAGGAAAGUGAGACAACUGUAAUUACAGAAUCUACCGAUGUUCCAGAUGCACCAAGCAGUACCGAAGAACCUGCCGACAAUACCACAACAGAAGGAUCAGAUAGCACAGAAGCACCCCAGGAAAAUGAGACAACUGUAACUACAGAAUCUAAUGAACUUCCAGAAGAACCAAGUACUACUGAAGAACCUGAAGACAGUACCACAACGGAAGGAUCAGGUAGCACAGAAGAGCCUGAAGAAAAUGAGACAACUGUGGCUACAGAAUCUACUGUUAUUCCGGAGGAACCAGGUACUACAGAAGAACCUGAAGGUAAUACCACAACAGAAGAGCCCGAAGAAAAUGAGACAACUGUAGGUACAGAAUCUACUGAUAUUCCAGAGGAAUCAAGUACUACUGAAGAACCUGAAGGUAAUACCACAACAGAAGAGCCCGAAGAAAAUGAGACAACUGUAGGUACAGAAUCUACUGAUGUUCCAGCGGAACCAAGUACUACUGAAGAACCUGAAGAUAAUACCACAACAGAAGAACCCGAAGAAAAUGAGACAACUGUGGCUACAGAAUCUACUGAUAUUCCAGAGGAACCAAGUACUACUACAGAGUCUAAUGAACUUCCUGAAGAACCAAGUACUACUGAAGAACCUGAAGACAAUACCACAACAGAAGAUCCCGAAGAAAAUGAGACAACUGUAGGUACAGAAUCUACUGAUGUUCCAGAGGAACCAAGUACUACUGAAGAACCUGAAGAUAAUACCACAACGGAAGGAUCAGGUAGCACAGAGGCACCCGAAGAAAAUGAGACAACUGUAACUACCGAAUCUACUGAAGUUCCAGAGGCACCAAGUACUACUAAGGAGCCUGAAGAUAAUACCACGACAGAAGAACCCGAAGAAAAUGAGACAACUGUGGCUACAGAAUCUACUGAUAUUCCAGAGGAACCAAGUACUACUACAGAGUCUAAUGAACUUCCAGAAGAACCAAGUACUACUGAAGAACCUGAAGACAAUAACACAACAGAAGAUCCCGAAGAAAAUGAGACAACUGUGGCUACAGAAUCUACUGAUGUUCCAACGGAACCAAGUACUACUGAAAAACCUGAAGACAAUACCACAACGGAAGGAUCAGAUAGCACAGAAGCACCCGAGGGAAAUGAGACAACUGUAGCUACUGAACCUACUGAAGUCCCAGAGGCACCAAGUACUACUGAAGAACCUGAAGACAAUACCACAACGGAAGGAUCAGAUAGCACAGAAGCACCCGAGGGAAAUGAGACAACUGUAGCCAAAGAAUCUACUGAUAUUCCAGAUGCACCAAGUACUACUGAAAAAUCUACUGAACUUCCAGAGGCAUCAAGUACUACUGAAGUACCUGAAGACAAUACCACUCCGGAAGUAUCAGUUAGCACAGAAGCACCCGAGGAAAAUGAGACAACUGUAGCUACCACAAAUGAUGGUGAAAUUACAAAAGCACCAGAAGUCCCUUCCACAGAAAUUCCAGAACAGCCUGAAACGACAGGCGCGCCCAGCAGCACUGGUGCACCAACCACAACAAGUAUUGAAGCCAGCACCACAGAAGUAUCGCAAACCACUACUACUCAAGGUCCAGCUAUAACAAAAGAACCAGAAACCAGUGAAGUACCACCAAGACCCAGUGAUAAACCCAGCUCACCCCAUGUGUCGUCUACCACACCAGCGCCAGUUACAACCAACUCACCUAGGACCACAGUAAAACAACCGCCUAAACACACAAGCACGGUUACUACGAAAGCGCCCACAACACCUAGAAAACCACCACCAGAACACUUAAAAUGCCCCUAUGAAGGCUUCUUCCCAAGUGAAGACGGUUGCAAAAAGUUUGCCUACUGUGCCAAAUUUUUCGGUAAAAUGAAGCAGUAUGAUUUGAAGUGUCCCCGCGGACAAAAAUUCAAUAGGAACACACUCUAUUGUGAUCCAGAAAUCGAUUGUAAAAACAGUGAUGAAAGCAGCGGUGAAGUAGCUUCUAUUGAGCACCACAAACCGUUCACCUGCUUAGUGGAGGGUACCUUCGCCCAUAAGAAUGAUUGUACCAAAUACUAUACCUGCGAGUGGAGUACGAAACAUCGCAAUUUCCUUCAGUUACCCAGCGCUUGCCCGAGCGGUGAGGUCUUCCGUCUAGAGUCUGGCUCAUGCGGUCGUGAGCGCCGACUGACUUGUUUCUUACGGCCGAACGGUUCCAAAUACUACGAUCACGAAUCGUCCAAAUGAGUCUAAUGCGAGAGACCGCACUUCGUGCACUCGUAUUUAUGUAUAAGUAAUGCUUAUACUAUAAUUGUAAAAUAAAGAAAAUUUGCAUUAAUUUAAGUUUUUUUUUUAUCAAAUAUAAUACUAAACGAUUUAUCUCUAAGUAAUUUAUUACUAA
Bactrocera neohumeralis is the source of this 3624-nucleotide messenger RNA. RefSeq names its product mucin-5AC-like. The coding region runs from base 105 to 3470 and encodes 1121 amino acids. Gene Ontology annotation, molecular function: chitin binding. Gene Ontology annotation, cellular component: extracellular region. The record is from RefSeq and is a predicted model, not a curated record. NCBI's taxonomy places the organism in Eukaryota, Metazoa, Arthropoda, Insecta, Diptera, Tephritidae. The transcript has a single exon.